This is a messenger RNA of Passer montanus (Eurasian tree sparrow), 2837 nucleotides long. RefSeq names its product epithelial discoidin domain-containing receptor 1-like. Gene Ontology annotation, molecular function: protein tyrosine kinase collagen receptor activity; collagen binding; ATP binding. Gene Ontology annotation, cellular component: signaling receptor complex. Lineage: Eukaryota; Metazoa; Chordata; Aves; Passeriformes; Passeridae. The coding region runs from base 21 to 2714 and encodes 897 amino acids. Gene Ontology annotation, biological process: protein phosphorylation; multicellular organism development; positive regulation of kinase activity. The record is from RefSeq and is a predicted model, not a curated record. The transcript has 17 exons.
UUCGGGCUGGGGGCGGGGCCAUGGCGGCGCUGCCGCUGCCCCUCCCCCUGCUGCUGCUGGCCGGGGUGGCCGAGGGGACCCCGCGGGGGACGGAGGGGACAGCGCUGGACCUGGGCCGCUGUCGCUUCGCCCUGGGCAUGGAGGACGGGACCAUCCCCGACUUUCGCCUCUCGGCCUCCAGCGCCUGGUCCGACUCCACCGCCGCCCGCCACGGCCGGCUGGGCCGCAGUGACGGGGACGGCGCCUGGUGUCCGGCGGGGCCGGUGUUCCCGGCCGAGCAGGAGUUCCUGGAGGUGGACCUGGGCCGGCUGCACCUGGUGACGCUGGUGGGGACCCAGGGACGCCACGCGGGGGGACACGGCCGCGAGUUCGCGCGGCAGUACCGGCUGCGCUACAGCCGCGACCGGCGCCGCUGGCUGCGCUGGAGGGACCGCUGGGGCGACGAGGUGAUCGGUGGCAACGAGGACCCCGAGGGGGUGGUGCUCAAGGACCUGUCCCCGGCGCCGGUGGCCCGGGCGCUCCGGGUGUACCCACGGGCGCCGCGCGCCAUGAGCGUCUGCCUGCGCCUCGAGCUCUACGGCUGCCCCUGGGAGGCCGGGCUCUUGUCCUACACGGCCCCGCGGGGACACGUCAUGGCCCUGGACCCCGUCCCCAUCGUCCUCAACGACUCCACCUACGACGGCUUCAGCGCUGGCCCGUUGCACUUCGGGGGGCUGGGCCAGCUCUCGGACGGCGUCCUGGGCCUCGACGACUUCCUGAGGACCCGCGAGCGCCGCCUGUGGCCGGGCUACGACUACGUGGGGUGGCCGCGGCCACCGGGGCCCCACCCCCACGUGGAGCUGGAGUUCGAGUUCCAGGAGCUCCGCACCUUCCACGCCAUGCAGGUCCACUGCAACAACCUCCACACGCGCGGCGUCGGAAUCUUCCGGGCGGUCGAGUGUCGCUUCAAGAAGAUCUUGGCCACGGCCUGGGAGCCCACGGUGGUCACCCACAGCCUGGCCGGGGCCACCAAGGACCCCAGCGCCCGCUCGGUCACCGUCCCCUUGGGCAGGCGCCACGCCCGCUUCAUCCAGUGCCGCUUCUUCUUCGGCGCCGAGUGGAUGCUCUUCAGUGAGGUGUCCUUCGUCUCAGAGGUGCUGGACGACCCCGUGGGUGCCAGCGGGUGGCCCCCGACCCCUGACCCCUCUGCCGCCAUCUUGGAAAACGCCCACGCCGGGGGCGGGGCCACCAACACCACUGCCCUGGCAGCCCCCGGGGAGGCCGGACUGGUCCCGCCGGCGGCCCAGGGCGAGGCGGGGCAGUCGCCGGCGCUGCUGGGCUGCCUGGGCGCCAUCAUCCUCCUCCUGCUCGCCAUCAUCAUCCUCAUCCUGCGGCGGCGGCGCGGCGCGGCCGGGCCGCUGGGCAAGGCCCGCGGGGCGGAGGCGGCGCUGCGGGUGCAGCUCUCGGGGGACACCGUGGUCAUCAACAACGCCACGGCGGGGGGAGGGGCGCGGGGGGGACCCCGCUACGAGCGGAUCGGAACCGGGACCGGGAACGGAACCGGGACCGGGAGUGGGGAGUACCAGGAACCCACCCGGGCACGGCCCCGAGCGCCCCCCGAGCCCCCCGGGGCUGCCAACCCGGCCUAUCGGCUGCUCCUGGCCACCUAUGCCCGGCCAAUAGGAGGCCUCGCCCUGGCCCCGCCCAACGCCGCCAAGCCAAUCAACACUGACGGUGAGCCCGAGGUGGGGGCGGGGGCUUACGCUGAGGCUGACGUCACCGGGGGCUCCGCCUACGCCCUGGCUGGCCCCGCCCUCAGCCCCGCCCACGGCCCCGCCCUCCCGGCCUUCCCUCGGGACCGCCUCCGCUUCCGGGAGAAGCUGGGGGAGGGGCAGUUCGGAGAGGUGCUGCUGUGUGAGGUCAUCGCCCCCCACACCCUGGGCCUGGCCCCGCCCCCCGGCUCAAGCCCCGCCCCCCUGGCCGCAGAGCGCCCCCUGCUGGUGGCGGUCAAGGUGCUGCGGCCGGACGCCACCAAGAACGCCCGGCGGGAUUUCCUGCAGGAGGCGCGGACGCUGGGCCGGCUGCGGGACCCCAACAUCGUGCGGCUGCUGGGCGUGUGCGGGGGGCCGGGGCCCCUGUGCAUCGUCACCGAGUACAUGGAGCACGGAGACCUGCACCAGUUCCUGGGCGGGCCCCGCGGCCACGCCCUCAGCCUGGCCACGCUGGUGCACCUCGGCGCGCAGAUCGCGGCCGGGAUGCGCUUCCUGGCCGCGCGGAACUUCGUGCACCGGGACCUGGCCACGCGGAACUGCCUGGUGGGGGAGGGGCUGCGGGUCAAGGUGGCCGAUUUCGGGAUGAGCCGGAGCCUCUACGGCACCGAGUACUGCCGGGUGCGGGGCCGCGCGCUGCUGCCCAUCCGCUGGAUGGCCUGGGAGAGCAUCCUCUGGGGGACGUUCAGCCCGGCCAGCGACGCCUGGGCCUUCGGGGUGACGCUCUGGGAGGUGCUGACGCGCUGCCGGGAGCCGCCCUACGGCGCCCUGAGCGACGAGCAGGUGAUCGCCAACGCCGGGCACCACUUCCAGAACCGCGGCCAGCAGCAGUACCUGCCCUGCCCCCCCGGCUGCCCCCCGGCCCUGCACCAGCUGAUGCGGCGCUGCUGGGCCCGCGAGGCGGCCGAGCGGCCGGACUUCGGCCACCUGCACCGGACCCUGAGUGACCGCGGGGCCCUGGAGUGACCAUCGCCUUCAUCAUCAUCGUCAUCAUCGUCACUGACUGCCCCUCGGCCACCUGCACCGGACCCUGAGUGACCGCGGGGCCCUGGAGUGACCGUCACCUUCAUCAUCAUCCUCAUCACCUUC